AUUUCUGUAGAACAUCAAAAUAGAGGAGCUCCAUCUGGAUUCUUCUCUUCCACAGGAAAGCUCCUGAAAAUUGGUAUCAAGGAAAAGGCUCCAUGGCAGCAAGGAAUGCUUUGAGGUUUGUGUCUCGCAGGUUCUCUAGUGGAAAGGUGCUCAGCGAGGAGGAAAAAGCUGCAGAAAAUAUCUAUAUCAAGAAAAUGGAGCGGGAGAAAUUGGAGAAGCUAGCCCGAAAGGGUCCCACACCAGAAGAACAAGCAGCUGCUGGCAACUCUGGGGGUUCAGUUUCUGGGAGUGAUGCCAAACCCGGCGCUCAGACCUCCUCAACACACGGGGCUUCUCAUGACAACUACCGAAACUACGGAGUCAUCGCUGGUGUCAUAACUGGUGCUGGUGCUCUGGGCUGGUAUUUUACAUCCAAAGGCAAGAAGAAGGAAGUGCAGGCAUGAAGUGUUGCACGUUUUUUCUCCACAAGGGACCAAAAAGGACUUCGAUGACUAACAAUAAAAGUACAAAGCAUGAAAAACAAUGGGUUUUGUCAUGCAUUGUGCCCUGUACAUAUAAACCUUGAGUUUCUCUUAUGGAUCUGGGGUUUAUCUAUAACUUGUCUACCAUAAUGUUACUUCACAAGCAAUAUGGUAUUUGGCACACUGGUCACGAAGUUUACACAAAAUGGACUUUUCUUGUUGCCAUACAUUGAGUUGUUGGUUAUUACACACAACAGUCCAAUCACUCUGCAGUCUGCACCUUUCAAUUUGGUCACCCACACUGGUAUUCCAUG
Messenger RNA from Cuscuta campestris, 775 nucleotides. Lineage: Eukaryota; Viridiplantae; Streptophyta; Magnoliopsida; Solanales; Convolvulaceae. The record is from the annotation of a GenBank genome assembly.